GUAGAGUCAGCUAGUCUUAAAAGAAACAUUAUUUUUCACACAAAACAGUUAGAAUGCACGCUUGAGCGGUUUUGCCGAAUACAUAUGUUAUAACAUGAUAAUUAAGUGAAUUGUUUGACCGGUUGUUCUAUUUACCAAUUCGUUCAGCAUUGAAGCCGAGAUGAUUGAGAGAGAUCAUCAGAGAAACCGUAUUAGCAUAACCUUCGGCAUAAAAAUUCAAUGAUUAUUAAAAUAACAAAGUCGGAAUUAUGUCUUGAAGAGUUAUUUCAAAAGUUCAGUUCGCUGCCAUAUUACUCAACGAAGCAUACUAACUACCUCUGUUACUUACUGCAGAUACAGGAGAACGAUUUCUUAAAAUAAAUACAAAAGAAACAUGACAAUUAUGCUGCAAUUUUGAAGGAUCCAUCAUUUUCUGGAUUACUUAGCGUAAUUAUUAGUAUGUUAUUAUUUUUGGAUUGAUGAAUUGAAUUACUGCAAUUACUUAGUUUUUGGAUGAGGGUUUGCGCGCGGAAUGCGAGUCAGAUCUCCGUGUGCAGCCAAUAUUGUGUGGAUUGUUAGCAUAACAGCCUGCGUGUGGCUGCAGUAUAGCUUUGUGCACACGCUAAAACACUUCGAACAGCACCAUGAAAAACAGAAGUUGUUCGAGUCGAACGCCGAACAUGAUUCUAUACCUAACAACAGAACUUAUGAAUUGCUACUACAAACAAACGCAGAUGUUAGUAUUAAACAAAAACGUUCUAUUUUAACUGUACAAGAUAGCGCUCCUGUUCACACGAAGGACUUUAGGCAAGUGCAACCAUCUCGUAAACAUGAACACACAGAAUUACACCCACACUCUCAAAUGAUUAAAAACAAUAAAAACUCAACUUCUCCUACUAAUCGUAGAAAACGUAAAGCUGAUCCGCAGAUGCCAUAUUCUCGAAAUGCAGCUCAGAUGCCGUAUUCUCGAAAUGGACCUUUACCAGAAACUUUUAACAGAGGCCUUCAUGCACGUACACAGUUUAAUAGACCGUCGUUUCAUGUACCGGCAAUACUCUCGCGACGCGACCAUAUUUCUCCGUUCGAAGGAGAGAGAGUAGGUGAAAGAAGGGUAGGGCAGAGCGCCUUGAGGCAAAGACUGCUAGAUGCUUUAGCAAGAAGGAUACAGGAGCGCAAUAUGAUUAUGCACGACCCUGGUUUACUUAGGGAAAGGGCUAUGUUAGACAGUCCGGAACUAUUUGGUAGGCCUAGCAGUGAAGAUUCAUUGCUUAGGCCGCGUAGUCCGUUACUUCUUGAUCAAGAACGAAUGCAUCCGUAUCCGUUAGAGAGCAGGUUAAAUGAACCCAGAUACGCAAUUCCAUUUGCUGAACGAUUGUCAACUAUACACAGACCACACCCAAUUCUAGAUCCAAGUUUAUUAUCCGGAGUGUUGUCGAAUGAGGAAGCUUCUAUACUGCCCAGCCGCCGAAUGUUUACAGCAAAUGUCGGUAACCUGGGUGAUGAGACUCUUCCUUAUGGAUCUCUUGGUGAGUCAAAAGCUCCAGAGUAUAUUCCAGUUGGUCGUGUUGGUAGUUUACAGAAUGAAGAUUCGAUGUUUACACAACCGAAUCAAGACAUGCAAAAUGAAGAAUUGACAGAAUUUGUACCUGCCAUUCGUCCACUGAGAAAACAAAAGAAGACUUGGGUGACAGAUGUCAAUGUAUACAGCAAGAAGAAGAAAGAUGAUGACGUCAAUUCGUUGUUGAAUGAUGAUGAUAAUGAUCCUUUAGAUGAAUUUGAUCCGUGCGAUAGACAACCGUGCCAUAAUGGCGGUUUGUGUAAAGUUGUUGGGAACACUGAGUAUUUGUGUAUAUGUCCACGAACGUUUAAAGGAAAACGAUGUGAAAUACGAAAUCGUUGCCAUCCGAAUCCAUGUAUGCAUGGCUCUAAAUGUACGGAAACGAACACAGGAUUCCAAUGUUCUUGCGCAGUUGGGUUUAAAGGCAGGCGAUGUAGAGCACGCAAUUUUUGCUUACCAAACCCUUGUAUGAACGAUGCUGUAUGCACGGAAUCAUCUUCCACAGACGGUUUCUCUUGCGCAUGUAGAGAGAGCUGGUAUGGGAAAAUAUGCGACCAGAAGAGAACAGCGUGCACACCGAGUCCUUGUCGUAACCAUGGUCACUGUUUCACUGAUGGUACUGAUGCGUUUGAAUGUGUAUGUCAAACUGGAACUUCUGGAAAGUUAUGCGAAGAAGGCAAACUUGAAGAUCCUAGUCUGCAAAGCAUUGCUCACAUGUUCCACGUGGGUGAAAAAGACACAGCCGCUGUUCAAAAGAGCGCCAUUUCAACUCCUCCAUCGUCUGCUACAUCGAGACCAUUCGCUUGUGAAGCGAAUCCAUGCCGAAAUGGUGGAAUUUGCAGAACAGAUGUCACAAGUCCAAGGGGAUACCAAUGCCAGUGUUCCGAAGAUUAUAACGGGGUCAUAUGUGAAGAGAAAAAAUGUCAAUGCCAAAAUGGAGGUACAUGUAUUGGCGAAGGUGUCGAAGUGAAGUGUAUCUGUCGGCCAGGUUAUGGUGGCAGAACGUGUCAAGAACACACGCAAUGUAAUGAAGACACUUGCUUGCAUGGUGGUAUAUGCAUCGAAGAAGUUGGAGGCUUCCAUUGUAAAUGUGACAAUGGUUACAAAGGACAACGUUGCGAAGAGUACGACAAGUGCAGACCAAACCCAUGUUUGCACGGUGGAAAGUGUAAGGAUUAUGGUGAUUUUUACAAGUGCGAAUGUAAACGCGGUUUUAAAGGAAAACAAUGCGAAGAUCUUGACUUGUGCCAGCCUAAUCCUUGUCACAAUGGUGGUCAAUGUUUUGGAUAUCCAGGUGGCUUUCAGUGUGAAUGUCUACCGGGUUAUAGCGGUAAAGCAUGCGACGAUCGAAUUCACUGUUUGUCUAAUCCUUGCUCAAACGGAGCUGAAUGUAUUGAAGUACCUGCAACGUCUGAAAAACCGGAAGGAACUUAUAAAUGUGGAUGUAAAGGGGGGUUCAUGGGAGAGUCUUGCGAAGAGAAAGAUUUUUGUCACAGUAGUCCUUGUCAUAACAGUGGCUCAUGUGUCAAUACCAAAGAUGGAUUUCUAUGUUCGUGCUUAGAAAGAAAUUAUGGAAAACAAUGUGAACAUAUAAAUCAUUGCUAUGGCACGCCAUGUAAGAACAAUGGCAAAUGUAUUUCCAGUAUACAUGAUUUCAAAUGUGAAUGCAAUGUUGGUUUUAAAGGACCAACGUGUCAAGAUGUGGAUUAUUGUCAGCCGAACCCUUGCAAAAAUAAUGGCUACUGCACAUCAAAUCCUGCAGGGAAUGGUUUUAUCUGCCAGUGUACUGAAGGUCAUCGUGGACUUACUUGCUCAGAUCUUGACCCAUGUUAUCCCAACCCGUGCACGCAUGGUGAUUGUAAAGAAAUAGCUGGUGGAUAUAUAUGCAAUUGUACUACAGGAUUUAAAGGGCCUAAAUGUUCAGAAAUCAACCGAUGUGAACCUAAUCCUUGCUUUCAUGGCGGCACGUGUGAACAGAUCAAUGGAGGUGUUGGAUAUGUUUGUCAAUGCCAACCAGGCUACAAAGGAGAAAUGUGUGAACGAAAAGACCUGUGUCAUCCUAAUCCUUGCCAUCACAACGGAGAAUGCUCAGACGGUCUACCUCCAGCAUUCAGCGAACACAACAAGUACAGUGUCCAGGCUAAUAAACGCCAGCUUGGAGCUAUUCAUUGCACGUGUGCUAAGGGAUUUAAAGGAGAGCGAUGUGAUGAAAUUGAUCCAUGUUAUCCAAAUCCGUGCGAGCACGAUUCAACGUGCAUUGCAAACGCGCAUGCGCCGAUUAAAUGUAAUUGUUCGAUUGGUUGGAAAGGCGAACACUGCGCAGCUGUUGAUUUAUGUUCUCCUGAUCCAUGUCGAUAUGGCACUCACUGUAUUCAAACAGAUGAAGAAAGCUAUCAAUGUGUUAAAAACUUGUGCGCGCCAAAUCCUUGCUCUAAUGGUGGGAAAUGCAUUGUGGUAAAUGAUGAAGGGUACGAGUGCGCAUGCUUGAGAGGAUGGAGAGGCAAGAACUGCGAAUCACAAGACAUCUGUGUGCCCAACCCAUGUAUUAAUGGUGGUGUAUGUCACGUGAUGGAAGAUGGAAGUUACACGUGCGAAUGUCCUACACAUUUUGCUGGCAAUAAAUGUCAAAUUCAAGAAAAGGUGGAAAAAGAGAAAGAUUUAUGUGCGGCAUAUCCAUGCAAGAACGGCGGUACAUGCAUCGGCACAGAAGGUGGUUUCACCUGUAGAUGUAACAAUGGCUUUUCUGGUCCAUUUUGUGAAGAUAGCGUAUGUCAUCCUAACCCUUGCGAAAACGCGGGCACGUGUGUGCCUUACUAUGGAAUUGCAUUGUGUAAAUGUGCCCAAGACUACACAGGUGCCCACUGUUCAGAAUUGAAAAAACCGAGAACUGUCCAACAUUCAGACAUUGACAAGGCUAAGACUUUGACUGUCGACACUAAUGGUGUGGCUAAAUCACUGACACCACACGUGACCGAAAUACUGCAACAUUCCGGUGCCAACUCGCCGUUACUCGUUGAGCGAGUUGAAGAGAUACUUAACUCCGACAAAGACGAAUCUCAAAGCAGCAACAGUAAGAAAAAGACUGGUCUUCCACAACAGAUGGUAGCAGCUCCUGUGGCGAAACUACCUGCGCAACCAACAACAAAACAAGAGCUUCAUCAUCAACCAUCGGCGCCACAACCACCUUCAUCACAACCAAAGGUACCAUCUAGACCACCUUCAUUGCCGCCUUCAAAGACGCAAUCAGCGCCAUCCUCGUCACCACCCUCACAACCACCGACAUCGCAUGUUGCAUAUCCAUCCAUGGUGCAGAAACCGCAACUGCCAACUUUGGAAGAGAUAGCAACCCCAAAUGGUCCAAUAUAUCGAGCUGUGGUUGUGAUCAAUACAAAAGAUCCUUGUCAACCGAAUAUCUGCUUACAUGGUGGUAUCUGCGUUGUGAGAAGUAAUGGAGAACCAGAAUGCAUUUGUCCUGAUGGAUUUUCGGGACCGUUAUGCAAACAAAUUGGUGUGCUUGGAUAUUCAUCAGCACCCAAGUUCUUUCCACAUGACGAAUGCAAACAUUGUGACAAGAAUUCAAUUUGCGUCAAUGGACAUUGCAUUUGCCAACAAAAUUAUGUUGGAGAUGGCCUCGAAUGCACACGCAAAACACAAACUGAUGUUGAUUGGAAAUGCGAUCCUAGCCCAUGUCAAAAUGGUGGCACGUGUAAGCCAGGUCGUGCUAAAUGUGUUUGUAGGCUGGGUUACAUUGGCACGUUUUGUGAGAAUUACUGUCCACCAGUGGUCCAUUUAAGUUUCGAUACGAUGAAAGGAAAUUAUGUUAAAGACGAAUCUGGCAACAAUAAUAAUGCAGUGAUGAAGAACGGCGCGGAAAUCAUCUACGAAGGAGGGAAAUGUGAUUCUGCUGCUUCUUUGUUAGGUGGUGAUAUCCUCCUCGAUGGUGCAAACUUCUCACCAAAACCACGUGAUUCCAUCACAAUGGCAGUGUGGGUGAAACUGGAAACUAAUCGUGGCAUCCAAUCUGUUUUUGACACAGUUGGUGGUGCAAUGUCAAAUCAUAGAGAAGGACAAUAUCAUCUUGAAAUUGACAACGGAAGGAUACGUUGGUUCCACCGAAAUGAACGUCGAGUAACGAUAUUUAGCGUGUUGUCAGAACCACUGAUAACAGAAGGAAACUGGACGCAUAUCACAGGAACAUACAGCGGAUUGCAACGAGAAGCAAAGCUAUUUGUUAAUGGUGAUUUGGUUGGUACUGAUUCCAAUACAAGUUCCACCAUUUAUUUAUCGCAAGAUUGGGAAGUCAAAGCUGGCAUAGGCAAGCACGAGCACAAGUUUGGAAAUAGAUUGCUUCGUGGUAUGGUGGAUGAAUUUUUCAUAUUUGCUUGUUCUUUGCCAAGACUUGAAAUUCUUGUUUUGAUGCACCACUGCAAAAUCUAUUGGAAAAAAGAUCCACACAACAAAUCUCCUUCAAGCAAACACGAAGUCACAGGUGUUACCAACGCUGCUUCGUUGCUUGUUAAAGAGACAUCUUCGGCGCAAAAAGACCCUGGUCGUUUCCAAAAUUACAUGGGUUAUACGAGUAAAGAAAAACCGCAACGUGUAGUUACUGAGCCUGGGCAAGCCUUGGCCUUUACAAACAAGCCGGUAGCAGAACAAGUAACGGUACCAGGUAGCCAGAGGUAUAGAAUAGCAAGGCCUCCUCAAGGAAACCAGUGGCUACUUCCAGCUCGUAACCAAGUACCUAGCAGACACAUAAAUGAGGAUCCGAGAGUAUUGUACGGUGAGGUCCGUGAAUUUCUAAAUCACGACCGGUAUUUUAACGGCGAUAAGAGAACGGGUGUUCUUCAACCCAACGAAAUUGAAGAUCUGGAGAAAAAACUAAACAUUAAGCUUAAACCUUACGUACGAGCCAGAUUCCAUCAUGCGCCAGUCAUCCGCAACGAAAACAAGGAGCUUCCGUUUGGACCGCAUGCGUAUUUAAAUUACCCUAAAACUCAAUUCGGUGGUCAACCAAUGCUGCCAAGUGUGGCAAAAUCAACGUUUCCAGGACCACCAAUACCGCCUUUAGCAUUGUUCAAACACGGUUCAGUUCCUUCUUUCCGCGAGAAAGUACAUAAAGCUGUUAAAGUGUCUGGACCAUCUGCCUUUCUCGUAGAUCAGAAUAUUGGUUUUAAGAAAUCUCCAGUACCAAAAUUUGUCCCACAAGGUCCGUUUCCUAAUCCUAAUGCAAAUCCAUAUCACAGAAACCCUGCUGCAGCAGACCCAAGAUGGUUCACUUGGACGAAGGGUCUUGCGUCUACUGCUGGCGGAACACAUAGCAACACACAUUCCAACACUCUUCAACGGAAUGAUCCUGGAACUGCAAACGCUGAUACUCAUGUACAAUCAUCGCAAAACGCCGGAGGGAAAACGAACGUGAAGCAGAUGUAUAACCUGCCUGCUCAAUACUCCACUCUUUAUCAAAACCAGUUUCCACAAAAUGCUCCAGCUCAAACUAAACAAGUCCAUACUGAAAAUCAUAACCACCAAUGGGGAUUUGGUAAUGGCAAUGGAAACGGUAAUGGUGUUGGCACACCCGGUGGGAGUGGCUCUGGCGGUGGAUGGGGGUCUGGUGGGCCCUUAAGUCAAAAAAUAAACCUACCUGGAUGGGAUGGCAAUCCCCCUGAUGGACCUCCUUGGGGUGAUAAAGCGGAAGAAGCAAGAGCCAAACAGCAGCAGCAGCAACAACAACAACAACAACAGAAGAGUUUUGUUGCCAUUAAUAAUCCACCAGCAGCAGUGCCUACAUUCCCUGCAAAUGCAAGAGAGCUAUGGAAUCGUUACAUUGCUCAAAAGAAGCAGUCCACGUCUGAAAUGCACACAGAUGCCACUAACAUAGCGUCGUCGGGAGUCAAGAUUAAUCCGGCAAAUGGACAGCACGUGGGUGUGCAAAACCACCAGUGGGGAUACGGCAAUGGGAAUGGUGAUGCAAAUGGACAUGGAGAAGGGGGAGGUACAGGUGAUGCUGGAGGCUGGGGAGCUGGAGGUCCCGUGAAGCAGAAUACGUGGCUGCCUGGGCAACAGCAACAACCGAAGAAUUUUAUCCACAGUCCCUCUUUGCAGUCGGCGCUUGGCCAAAGUUUAAAAGUUCCAUGGUUACCAAAAGGUGGAUCUAAUCAAGAAAAACAACAAGCCUCGAUUUCAUAUUCAACUCCUCCAUCAGUCAACGAAUACGAUAGAAGAUCCCAAAUUACUUCUCUGCAAAGUUUACCUCCACAAGCCAGUGCCCCUACACCAACUUUCCUUGAUACGAGAGGAAGCAUUACAGGUGCAACAAGGCAAGAUACCACAAAUCUUCAAAAUGCAGGUCAAUAUUACUACCAAUCUAAUGUGGCAGGUGGCCAGCAACAAGGCGACGCCGGAGCACAAAUUACUAAAUCCAAAUCCACUGCGUAUGAUUUAAAUACAAAGGUACUAUAUCCAAAGGAAAACGUACAAAGGAUUGGAUAUAAUUCCCCUAACAACCAAGGUUUAAACGUGCAGCAGAAUCCGAAAUCUUUUAUACCAAGCGAAUUAAAUUAUCCUGUUGCGAAGAACAAUGAAAUGGGUAAACUAGUACCUAGGACUCAAAUACCAAACGCAGGUUUGCCUCAAAAAUAUAACCAGUAUUUUUCAACCACCAAAAAAGAAGAGUCGCAAAUUCCUUCUUUGUCUUUGACGCAACUCCAACCAAUACGAGAUAUCAAAGCACAAGCAGUUGAGCCAGUACGAACCAUACAGGCUCAGGUUGCGCCUGCUGUGCAAAAUGCACAUUUUAUACGAAAUAAAAAAGCAAAAGUUGAACUCAGUGAAGCCGAGAGACGGGAAAUCAUCUCUCAAGCUAUAACAGACGCCAUGAAUGGCCUGAAAAAAAAGAAGAAGAAAAAGAAGAAAAAACGCAGCAUGAAAGAAAAGCGCUCUGUGUAAUAACAGCCUAAUAUAUUGGUGUAAACUUCGUACUUUAGUUACCGUAUACAUAAAGUAUUAUGUACACUUAGAGCAAACAAAACAACUAUAUUAAACUCUUUUUAAUAACAUGUUGCUAUUAGCAUCUGAAUGCUUCAGCUUUAGAACUUUGAUAAAUCUGUUUUCUAAUUUUCUCUGACUUUAAUGUUACUUAACAAACGCAUUUAUACCUCGAUCGUUUAAUCAAACGAUCACGUGAUCAAAAUCAAUGAAGCCUUAGUAAAUAACUCUUUUCGAAACAAAGGAGGUCGAAGAAAACAUAAACUAAUCACGUGAUCGUUGAUUACGUUACGGACCAAUCAUAGCUAAUUAUUUGUAAUGUUUAUAUUGUUUUUUUAUUAGACAAGUAUGUAACGCAUAAAUGUAUAGUCGUUAACGCAUGCGCAGUUUAUAUGUAAAUAUUCCGAUGACGUUCAUAUAAAAACACAUAUACACCAUAUCUUUGGUUAGCUGUGAGGCUAGCUGUCUUAAAAAUAAAAGAAGCCAUUUUUUUUACUCUAAUUUUAGAAAAAAACUGGUCGUUUAGAAUAAAUAAAUAAUAAAUAAAAUAAAUAGGGUACCACAAAAGCGGAAAGUAAUGCUUGAGAAAGAAAAUGUUUUUAACUUUUGCGUAUUUAUUAUCCAGUGAUGUUCUCAAUUGUCAAGGCGCCAUCUUUAAAUUAUUCUGCAGUAGGACACCAAAUUUUAAUCCUUAAACUUCAUGCAAUUCUUGUCCGCAUUGCUUUCCGCGUUUGAGGCAAUCUUCUUAUGCUAUGCAUAGGGGAGAGGUCUUUUUUUCAAAAUGUGAAAAGCAACGUAAAUUUACUAUCCAGAGUUAACCGUGAUCUUUUUUAACACCAAUUCAUAGAAUUCUUUUAUGCAUGUUAGGUCAUCACGUGAUGUGUAGAUUGAAUUCAGACGGAAUACGUUUUUUGUUCGUUCGUACAUUUUGUUUGCUUAGCAUAAGAGCUUAGUGGACUCGCAAAAAAUAGAGCAAUUUUUAUGUUCUUUUUCACGCACUUGAAUAAUUUUUUAAAAAUAUAUAUAUGAUAUUUACAUAUUAUUAGUCGUGUCUAGCCAAUCAACGGCUACGUUGUUGUCAUGGUGAUAUGUAAUUACUUUUCUUAUUGAAAGACAUUGUUUUAAUAUA
Molecule: messenger RNA, 9650 nt
Organism: Hydractinia symbiolongicarpus
Lineage: Eukaryota; Metazoa; Cnidaria; Hydrozoa; Anthoathecata; Hydractiniidae
Exons: 34
Coding region: 512-8482 (2656 amino acids)
Biological process (GO): establishment or maintenance of epithelial cell apical/basal polarity; heterophilic cell-cell adhesion
Cellular component (GO): plasma membrane; protein-containing complex
Molecular function (GO): calcium ion binding
Source: RefSeq, a predicted model, not a curated record